AAUACUAUAGGAGUAGUUUUUCGUGCGUAAACGGGAUAGGUCCAAAUUCUUAGGAGUUGUGCUUCACUUUGAGACUGAGCAGUUUAUUUGGAGGUAGUGUCCUGGGUUUCUUUGCCUCCGCCCUGCGGUGCACGGAUUACAAUGCAAAGGAUUUUGGAGGUUUGGGUCACCCUGGUGACACUUUGUGCGCUCACCGAGGGGGUCUUUGGAGGAUACGGGCUGAGCAUGUUCGCUGCACAGUCCUCCCCUCCGGACCCGUGCUAUGAUGAGAACGGGAACCCGAGGAGAUGCAUCCCGGACUUCGUCAACUCCGCUUUCGGGAAGGACGUGCGCGUCUCCAGCACCUGCGGGACCCCCGCCGCCAGGUACUGCGUGGUGACCGAGAAGGGAGAGGAGAGGACGCGGGACUGUCACACGUGCGACGCCGGAGAUCCCAAGAAGACCCAUCCACCUGCGUACCUCACAGACCUCAACAACCCUCACAACCUCACCUGCUGGCAGUCUGAGAACUACGUGCAGUACCCGCAGAACGUCACCCUCACCUUGUCGCUUGGAAAAAAGUUUGAGGUCACCUAUGUGAGCCUGCAGUUCUGCUCACCUAGACCUGAGUCCAUGGCGAUCUACAAGUCCAUGGACUACGGCAAGUCAUGGGUGCCGUUCCAGUAUUACUCUACUCAGUGCAAGAAAAUGUACAACAGGCAGAAUAAAGCAGCGAUCACCAAGCAGAACGAGCAAGAAGCCAUCUGCACGGACUCCCACACGGACAUGCACCCUCUGACAGGUGGACUCAUCGCCUUCAGCACCCUGGACGGCAGACCGUCCGCGCACGACUUCGACAACUCCCCGGUGCUGCAGGACUGGGUGACGGCGACCGACAUCAAGGUGAUCUUCAGCCGGCUUCACACGUUCGGAGACGAGAACGAGGACGACUCGGAGCUGGCCCGAGACUCCUACUUUUACGCAGUGUCGGACCUGCAGGUCGGAGGACGGUGCAAGUGCAACGGGCACGCUUCGAAAUGCGUCAAGGACAGAGAGGGGAACCUGGUGUGUGAGUGCAAACACAACACGGCGGGACCGGAGUGCGACAGGUGCAAACCCUUCCACUAUGACCGACCAUGGCAGCGCGCCACGGCCCGGGAAGCCAACGAGUGUGUCGCCUGCCACUGUAACCUGCAUGCCCGUCGCUGUCGUUUCAACAUGGAGCUGUACAAGCUGUCAGGCCGGAGAAGUGGCGGGGUCUGCCUCAACUGCCGUCACAACACGGCGGGACGCCACUGCCAUUACUGCAAGGAGGGCUACUACAGGGACAUGACCAAGUCCAUCUCUCACCGAAGGGCUUGCAAAGCAUGUGACUGCCAUCCCGUUGGAGCAGCAGGGAAGACAUGUAACCAGACAACAGGCCAAUGCCCCUGCAAGGACGGAGUGACAGGAAUCACCUGUAACCGAUGUGCCAAGGGCUACCAGCAGAGCCGCUCUCCCAUCGCCCCCUGCAUCAAAAUCCCAGUUGCAUCUCCCACAGCAACUUACACCAGCUAUGAGGAGCCGUCAGAUUGUGAUUCCCACUGUAAAGCUUCCAAGGGAAAGAUGAAGAUCACCAUGAAGAAGUACUGUAAAAAAGAUUACGCUGUCCAAGUGCACGUUCUAAAAGGAGACAAGGCGGGCGAGUGGUGGAAGUUCACAGUCAACAUCAUUUCUGUCUACAAACAAGGUGAGCACCGCAUCCGCCGCGGAGACCAGCUGCUGUGGGUGCGUGCCAAGGACGUGGCUUGCAAAUGCCCUAAGAUCAAGCCUGGGAGGAAAUACCUGCUGCUGGGUACAGACGACGACUCCCCCGGGCAGAGCGGCGUGGUGGCGGACAAGGGGAGCCUUCUCAUCCCGUGGAAAGACCUGUGGGGCCGCCGGCUGAGGAAGUUCCAACAGCGUGACAAGAGAGGAAAGUGCUAA
Molecule: messenger RNA, 1944 nt
Organism: Centropristis striata (black sea bass)
Lineage: Eukaryota; Metazoa; Chordata; Actinopteri; Perciformes; Serranidae
Gene: ntn1b
Product: netrin 1b
Exons: 7
Coding region: 142-1944 (600 amino acids)
Molecular function (GO): protein binding
Source: RefSeq, a predicted model, not a curated record